Messenger RNA from Strongylus vulgaris, 243 nucleotides. Lineage: Eukaryota; Metazoa; Nematoda; Chromadorea; Rhabditida; Strongylidae. The record is from the annotation of a GenBank genome assembly.
AUGCUCUUUGCAUUGUUCUGGAGCCUGUUUUCUUUCCCCACGGUUCAAUGCGUCCUCGAGAAUGGCGUCGACCUUCCGAGCACCACGAUCGCUGGACACCUAAGGCUGUUGAACGACACUGUGUUAGACAUUUCAUUCACAGGUGAAUCGAGGCUUUACAAUCGAGAAGGAGCUGUUCCAAUCGACGAUCCCCAACCAUUCUUUUGUAAUAAAGAUGCUGAUGAGUCUGAUGACGUACGUUAA